Molecule: messenger RNA, 1639 nt
Organism: Neocloeon triangulifer
Lineage: Eukaryota; Metazoa; Arthropoda; Insecta; Ephemeroptera; Baetidae
Product: thioredoxin-related transmembrane protein 2 homolog
Exons: 4
Coding region: 130-969 (279 amino acids)
Cellular component (GO): cytoplasm
Molecular function (GO): oxidoreductase activity, acting on a sulfur group of donors, disulfide as acceptor
Source: RefSeq, a predicted model, not a curated record
UGGUACAAACCUGCGCAUAGGAGUGAACAGGCCGUGCCCCGUGUCUACUUUAGCACAAAAUUGGACCUAGACGAAGUGCUUUAAAUUGGCAAAAUACACCUUUGGAUUGUUCACACAAUCUCUGUAUAAAUGGCGUUUAAAAAUGACCUGAAACGGCUCGCGAUGCCCUAUUACUGGGUAAAUUUGCUGCUCACAUUUUCUUACAUCCUUGGCAAGAAAAUUGUUCCGAUUUGCGAGCUCAUCUUCCCAGACAAGACUGAGUGCGGCGAGAUUGACAUGCGAGAAAGUGAAAUUUUAUUUUUCCUGCUCAUCGUGGUCGUGAUGAGAGCAAGAAAGACUGGCAGCAUGUCCAUGGUUAGCUAUCUUUCUUCAAGUUUCAUCUACACCAAAGGGGCAAACCUUAUUCUGUGGUUCUAUUCCGACACCAAACUUGGAAUUGCCUACGGAGCAAUUUUCAUACUGGUUGGACUUCUUCUUCCCGAACCAACAUAUAAAGGCCCAGAAAAUGUGACCUAUUUCCGAGGCACUGACUUGGAGGAAGAGAUCAAGAGAGACAAACGCAUCACUUGGAUCGUAACUUUUUAUACAGCCUGGAACCCAAGCUGCGUAAAUUUCGCACCAAUUUUUGCUGAACUUUCCAACCAGUAUGGUCUUGAAAAUCUUCGGUUUGCCAAAGUCGACAUUGGUCGUUUUCCGGAAGUAGCCAAGCGCUUUAGAAUAGAUGACUCUUCUCUCAGUCGCCAGCUGCCCACUGUGAUUCUUUUUAAGGAUGCUAAGGAGCACAUCAGACGCCCUGAUAUUGACACCAGCAACAAGCUGCACAAAUUUUAUUUCUCCGAAGACAAUGUGAAGGCUGCUUUUGAUCUGAAUAACAUUUACAACGAGAGCAAAAAUAAUCCGCUGAAGUCACCCAAGAAGAGCAAAAAGUUACAGAAUGGUACUGAGGACGAUCACAUUAAGUCUGAAUAAACUAAUUAUUAAGAAUGUGUGCGCCUGAAACACCCUAGAAAUUGUUACGUCUCUACGACAUAGUCACCAAUAUAUUAAUUAUUAUUAUAAGUUAAAAUGGCUUGUUGUCUGCUUUUUUACAAAUGAUUUCCAUCAGUUUUCCCACCUGACUGUUUAAAAGUUGUUAAUAUCAGUAUGAAAAAUGAGUGGUAGGUUGUAGGUUCACGGCAGGUUGUCAAAUUAAGAGUUCAUAAAGUUUAUUAAAUUUCUGAGUUGAAAUCCUACUGCUUGCCAUGUCUUGCCCCAUUCAUAGCAAAAUUCACUUUUCUCGAAGCAAAAUCUGUAAAUUAAAAUUUGAUCCGUCCAGCCCAAAAAAGAAACUACUGGGGUUUGCAGGAUUUGAAACAGGCAAUUUAGCAUAAAUUUGUUGCAAGUGCUAGCAACCAUUAUAUAAUAUUGAUCCAUUACACAAAGUAUUGUAUAGCAAUUGUGCUUUUUUUAAUAAGAACCUGAUUUAACCUCAUUGAAAAGAGGAAAAAAAAUAUUUUUUCAAUGAGGAUACGCCCAGUAAAAUCUUUUCAUGAUAUCCACGUUAUCCACCUCCUGUGUAUUUUUGUGAAAAUCAAUGCCACAUUAUUUAGUCGUAUUAAUUUGUGAAGAAAAGUAAACGAAAUAAACAUAAUUCAUGAAU